Molecule: messenger RNA, 565 nt
Organism: Symbiodinium necroappetens
Lineage: Eukaryota; Dinophyceae; Suessiales; Symbiodiniaceae
Source: the annotation of a GenBank genome assembly
AUGGGAGGCGCUAGCAGCUACAUCGCGAUGUUGAGCAUCGCGGGCUUCCUUGGGGCCGCAUGGACAGCCAGCAAAGUCUCCCGACUGUUGGGGAUUUCCUCCAUCGUCCUGGAGAUCACCGUCGGAGUUGCUCUUGGCCCCAGGGGUUUCGGCUUGGUCGAUCCUGUCUACACCGUUUGCGAGACCAAGCGAGUUGAUGACUGCACUGCGCCAGACGAUUUGGAAGAUCACAUCGCGCAUGGACUGUCUUUGGGACCGACAUUGGGAAGAAUUGCCGGGUUGGGCGUCUGCAAUCCUGCUGACUAUUCUCAUGGAGACCAUGGCCAUGGCAGCCACGGCAGCGGCUUGUUCAACAUGACCGUUGACUAUGUUGGCGGGGCACAGCCCAUGGAGGAUGCGCAUGCGUCCGACGACCACAGCGAUGGAGAACACAGCAGCGAGCAUGCAGCUGAAGUGCCCAUGGACGACGGAAGCCAUUCAGCAGGCCACUCGGACAGCCACGCCAGCGACAGCCACGCCAGCGACAGCCACGCCAGCGACAGCCAUGCCAGCGACAGCCACGCAA